AUGCCAAAGAAGCAGGCGGAAGCCGACGAGAAUCCUCCGAAGGCUGGUCGGCAAGCUAAGCGCAAGGCUGCCGCUGCUUCAACCGACAAUGGCACCGGGCCUGCAAACGAGGCUCCAGCUGCCAAGCGGCCACGAGGUCGACCACCGAAGGCCGUGGUGGUGGAGCCGCUAGCACCGACGCCUCUUGCGACUACGGUGGCUCGGAAGUCGCGAAAAAAAGCAGAUGCACCGGAGCCCGAUGACCAAAAGCCGUCAACCAGCAGGGCUGUUGCGAAGAACGGCCCGAGAGCCAGCCGCAAGGAGCGCUCGAGGAGCUCCCCUCCUAGCAGCACCGGCGAUGCGACUAGCGUGGCUCUGAACCGUCGCCGAGUCAGCAGGAAGGUGAGCCGAGGUCGAUCACGGAGCUCGUCCCGCAGUCACCGAGCCGGACGCACGCGUAAACACCGUAGCCGCACAAGUUCGGCCACGCGGUCCGAAGAAAGCCGCGACAGGAAGAAGAGACCCCGAGAGAGCCGCCAUCGUGCCAGGUAUAGCUCUGCAUCCUCAACGAGCAAGCGCUCGAAGCGAGGCGAAAAGCGACGCCGCUUCCACAGUCAUGGGGCCUCGGGCCGCGGAGGAAGGCGCGCAAAGUCAAAGAGGGCUUCGAGCGGCGCAUCUUCAACAGCACACGGGAGACGCACGAGGCACGGCAAGGGCACGAAGCGCCUUAAGAGAAAGUAG
Rhipicephalus microplus (southern cattle tick) is the source of this 720-nucleotide messenger RNA. Its product is annotated as micronuclear linker histone polyprotein-like. The record is from RefSeq and is a predicted model, not a curated record. Lineage: Eukaryota; Metazoa; Arthropoda; Arachnida; Ixodida; Ixodidae.